Terrapene triunguis (Three-toed box turtle) is the source of this 2863-nucleotide messenger RNA. RefSeq names its product tripartite motif containing 60 (gene TRIM60). Gene Ontology annotation, molecular function: zinc ion binding; protein binding. The coding region runs from base 480 to 1904 and encodes 474 amino acids. The transcript has a single exon. NCBI's taxonomy places the organism in Eukaryota, Metazoa, Chordata, Testudines, Emydidae. The record is from RefSeq and is a predicted model, not a curated record.
AGGCGCACGGCUGGGGAGUCCUCAUGGCGGGCGGCUCAGUCCCAGUACCGAGCGGAGAGGACGUUAUUUGGCGCUGCCGCGAAGGCUCAACUAGGCUCAGCUCCGCCUUUCACAACUUCCGCUGCGUCGGGAAGCCAUGGCGGAAGGAAGAGGGUAUCUCUGAUUGGCUGAAGAGAAAGCGAGGGGCGGGAAGAAAGACCCUUAACCCCGGCCGCUCUCCAUUUUGAUUGGAUACAGGGCCCGAGGCCGACGUGGAUGCAGGGGUGGAAAGUCCUCUCCUUAUUGGCUGCGGGCCGCAGCGUCUCCCCGGAAGGAAGGGAUAGAUGUUGGGCCCAAGCAGACUUGAGCGGCUGCGCGAGCGAAACCCUGGAGACUCCGCGACUGGGCCCCCCUCUGGCAGGGUCACGUGGCAGGCCUGUCUCAGGAACUGUUGGUCUGGGGGCCGUUGGUGAGCGCGCGGGCGCUGGGCGGGGCUGAGCAUGGCGACGGCCCAGGCCCUGGAGAGCCUGCAGGUGGAGGCCAGCUGCUCCAUCUGCCUGGACUACCUGAGUGACCCUGUCACCAUUGACUGUGGCCACAACUUCUGCCGGGGCUGUAUUGCCCGCUGCUGGGAGGAGCUGGAAGGCCACUUCCCUUGCCCUGUCUGCCGCCGGCGCUUCCACCUCCGCUGCUUCCGUACCAACCGCCAGCUGGGCAAUGUGGCUGAGAUCGCCAGGCAGCUCCGUGCCAAGCGCAGCCAGCGCCACCGGCGCCCCCGCCCUGAUACCGCCAGGGCUCUCUGUCACAAGCACCAGCAGGUCCUCAGUCUCUUCUGCGAGAAGGACCAGGAGGCUGUGUGCCUAGCCUGCCGUAUCUCCUGCCACCACCGUGACCAUGCCGUGGGUCCCCUUGACAGGGCCGCCCUGGCCCAUAAGAAGAAGCUGCGUGCCUACCUGGGUCCUCUGAAGAGGCAGGUAGAAGAUGCUCGUAAAUUCCUCUCCAGUGAGCAGAAGAAGCCGGCUGAGCUGAGGGAGAAAGUUGAGAGCCGGCGGCAGAAAAUUGCAUCCGAGUUUGAGAGGCUGCACCAAUUCCUGCAGGAGGAGCAGCAGGCCGUGCUUCGGCGGCUAGAGGAUGAGGAGAAAGAGAUUCUGCAGAGGCUGAGCGAGAACGCUGCCAAGCUUGCCGACCACAGCACCAGCCUCAGUAAGCUCAUCACAGAGAUUGAGGAGAGGUGCCAGCAACCAGCCAUUGACCUACUGAAGGGCAUCAGGAGCACGCUGAAUAGGUGUGAAAAUAUCAGGAUCCCCAAGGCCAUCUCCACUGAACUGAAGAAGGACAGUUGCAGUUUUCCAUUGCAGCACUUUGCCCUGAAGAAAAUGAUAAAGAAAUUCAAAGCAGAUGUGACUCUGGAUCCAAAAACAGCUCAUCCUAAUCUUAUACUGUCCGAAGACCGCAAAAGUGUGAGGUUCGGAGAGGCCAAGCAGGAUCUGCCUGACAAUCCUGAGAGAUUUACUUAUUACCCAUUUGUUCUGGGCUCAGAGGGAUUUGUCUCAGGAAGACAUUACUGGGAGGUGGAGGUGGGAGAUAAGACUCAAUGGACUUUAGGAGUUUGUAGGGACUCUGUGACUAGGAAAGGGAAGAUUACACCAUCACCUGAGGAUGGAUAUUGGAGACUCAGGCUGUGGAAUAAAGAUGUUUACACAGCUCUUACUUCCAGUCCCACACCCCUACUGUUGAGAGUGAAGCCUAAACGGAUUGGGAUUUUCCUGGAUUAUGAACUGGGAGAGAUUUCAUUUUACAAUCUGAAUGACCAUUCUCACAUCUACACUUUCACUGAAACUUUUACAGAGAAACUCCGCCCUUUUUUCUAUCCCGGAGUCCAUACAACUCCUCUGAUAAUCCGACCAGUUACAGAUUGGGAAUAAUGAAAUCAAGACAUUAAAAUAAAAUACAUUUAGAAAACCAGGAUUUUUUUAAAGUGGUCAUCUUCACUUCUAGUAAUGGACUGAAGACCUGGUGGUUUAAGGCCAGAAGGGACCAUCAGAUCAUCCAGGCUGAGUUCCUGUAUAUCCUAGGCCACCAGCUCCACCCAGUACCCACACAUUGAACUAAAAAAAACGAGAGUUCAAAACCAUUAGAACAGUUGUGGACCUUCUCACAGUAAUUUCUUUCUACAAACCGAAGGCAUAUUUUCUUUUAACUAAUGGAAGAAUUGGCUUGUUAGCUCCGGUAGAUAUCCCAUUCUUCUCCAGAGUAGAAGGGAGAGCCCAGGUUAUCAAGGAGUAAACUGAUACAAGAUGACAUUGUUUGAAAGUUUUAUAAACAACACGGAUGUAUAGAAAGUUACAUGCGCUUAUGCUAUUAUGGCUUUUUUGUUAGUGGAAUGGUAUAUGUUAACUUUUGCUGGGAGUGCAAACUGCAGUUAAAGUUGUAUUUAGGCUUCCAGUAUAAGUUCUUGUUUUCAAAUAUUCAUGAUUUUUUGUGUAAAAUUCAGGAAAAUCUGUCAAUUUGUUUUUUAAUUUAUGAGAGUUUGGGGAUAAAAUGACUGUUUUCUACCCUAAAACAUGGUAUUAGUUUUGGGUGAUUGUAAAAUGGUAUAAUGGGUUUUCAUGUGUUUUACUAAUUCUAGACCAAAUUUGCUCAGUUUAGAAGUUAAUAAGAUGGGGUUUUUUUAAAUUGUCAGUCCUGCAAACUCAAUCUCUGGGCACUGACAAUCAAUCUGGGUUCUCUCUUGUUUAGGCAUAAUCAAUAAAGAUUCUUCAGAUUAAAUUAUAAUCUUAUUACAGAUCCAGUUCAGUUAUCUUUAGGUGGUUUGUAUACAUAUGUAACUGAAGGCAGAAUUUGUCCCUCCAAGUGAAAUUUUAAUAAAACUGUUUCACCACAA